This is a messenger RNA of Micropterus salmoides (largemouth bass), 1759 nucleotides long. RefSeq names its product ARF GTPase-activating protein GIT2-like. Gene Ontology annotation, molecular function: GTPase activator activity; protein binding. NCBI's taxonomy places the organism in Eukaryota, Metazoa, Chordata, Actinopteri, Centrarchiformes, Centrarchidae. Gene Ontology annotation, biological process: brain development; regulation of ARF protein signal transduction. The record is from RefSeq and is a predicted model, not a curated record.
UCCCAUGCCAAUAGGUCACAGGCGCAGCUGCCACUGGGAAAGCUCUUACCCUGCCGUGUAGUUACCAGACUGAAGAGUAAACUACAUAACGGGCAUAGGCUAGUUAGCUAAUCAGGUGCUAAGUCAGCUUGGCACGCAGCAUUGUACCUUAUUCCUGUGGGGCGGUGUUAUAAUGGUUGUAUCGUUAACACUGGCAACAGUUAAAGGAAGUAACGUUAGCAGGUCGUUGUUUGUAGUGUUUUUAAUUAGCUAGGUCUAGCUAACGCGGAAGGCACCCCCACAGAUUAAUCAAUGAUUAGCAUAACAUAACGGACAUAACACUCUUUUCUCAUUUACAAAGGGCCUUUCUUCCUGAGUAAAGAUGUCUAAACGGCUGCGGAACACCGAGCUCUGCGCUGAUUGCAGUGUUCCAGAACCUCGCUGGGCCUCGGUGAACAGGGGCGUGUUGAUUUGCGAUGAGUGCUGCAGCGUUCAUCGGAGCUUGGGCAGACACAGCUCCCAAGUCCGCCACAUGACGCACACACCAUGGCCUCCUACGCAGCUACAGAUGGUUCAGACGUUAUACAGCAAUGGUGCAAAUUCAAUAUGGGAGCACUCCCUUCUGGACCCUGCAUCUGUGAUGAGUGGAAAACGCAAGGCCAACCCUCAGGACAAACUGCACCCAAACAAAUCAGAGUUUAUAAAAGCCAAAUAUCAAAUGCUGGCAUUCGUGCAUCGCAUGCCUUGCCGGGAGGACGACAGCUCGACAGCCAAGGACUUAAGCAAGCAACUUCACUCAAGUGUACGCACUGGGAAUCUCGAAACGUGUUUGAGGUUGCUAUCCCUGGGAGCACAAGCAAAUUUUUUUCACCCCGAAAAAGGGAACACUCCCUUGCAUGUAGCUGCAAAGGCAGGACAAGUAUCUCAGGCUGAACUGUUGACUGUUUAUGGGGCAGAUCCUGGAGCCCCUGACAGCAAUGGCAAAACUCCCAUUGACUAUGCAAGGGAAGCCGGCCACCAUGACCUGGCAGAUAGAUUGGUGGAGAUUCAGUAUGAACUAACAGAUCGACUGGCGUUCUACCUGUGUGGGAGAAAACCAGAUCAUAAAAACGGCCAGCACUUCAUUGUUCCACAAAUGGCCGACAGGAACAUCAGCUUAGAUUUAUCAGAACUGGCCAAGGCAGCAAAGAAGAAACUGCAGUCGCUCAGUAAUCAUUUAUUUGAGGAACUGGCCAUGGACGUGUAUGAUGAGGUGGACAGACGAGAGACUGAUGCAGUGUGGCUAGCUACACAGAAUCACAGCACCCUGGUGACAGAGACAACCGUGGUGCCUUUCCUUCCUGUGAAUCCAGAGUAUUCAUCAACACGAAACCAGGGACGGCAGAAGCUCGCAAGAUUUAAUGCACAUGAAUUUGCAACUCUUGUGAUUGACAUAUUAAGUGAUGCCAAGCGCAGACAACAGGGGAAUUCAAUAGCCAGUCCCAAAGACAACGUUGAGUUUAUCCUGAAGAGUGUGGCUGUCAGGCAUUGUAGUGAUAGCCAGGACAAUGACCAGCCUGACUACGACAGUGUGGCGUCCGAUGAGGACACGGAUCAAGAGCUUCCCUCGAGCAAAGGCGAUAGGACCAAGAGCCUGGACUCUGACGUCUCAGAUGGCCCAAUCACCAUGCACGAGUACUUGGAGGUGAAAAACGCGCUCUCUGCCUCUGAAGCCAAGAUCCAGCACCUCAUGAAAGCAAACAACAACCUGAGCGAUGAGCUGAGGCUGAUGCAGAAAAAG